Mollisia scopiformis is the source of this 2861-nucleotide messenger RNA. RefSeq lists its product as uncharacterized. The record is from RefSeq and is a predicted model, not a curated record. NCBI's taxonomy places the organism in Eukaryota, Fungi, Ascomycota, Leotiomycetes, Helotiales, Mollisiaceae. The transcript has a single exon. The coding region runs from base 6 to 2783 and encodes 925 amino acids.
CUAAAAUGUCUUCUCAACCCACCCCAGUCCUCCAAAUCGAUCAUCCUUCCUCACGGGAACUAUCGCCUGCGGACAGGUCAAGCCUUGAGGAUACAUACUUCUCUUCAAAACCUGCGAAAAAAAGACGAAAUGCUAGCCCUGGAGCUUUAAGUUUACCUCAAACACCAUCUGUUCCGUUUACUCUAGUCAAGACUCCACCACCCAACGAGCAGCCCAGACAGAAUGACGACUACUUCUCGCCGCCACCACAACGCGUGACACGGACAGCCACGCCGUCAGACAAUGCUUCAAACAUAUAUUCCAGUUCUCUCAGCCCGUCUGGCGGAUCGUUUCACUCAUCAGACAUAGGGCGCACUACUUGUAGUGGAAGCAGCAGCGAAUUUCUGACACCUCCUCUCUUCCAAGGCGAUAACGAUAAUCCCCCAUACAAGGUUCGUCGGGGAAGUACGACUAGCUUGACGAUGAUCAAAAAGUUACGAAGAGCCAAUACAAUGCCUUAUGACAAGGAAGCAAAAAAGAAAGUGAAGAGACAGCACAGCAAACGGCAUAAGUGCAGACACCGCAAAGUCACGAUGGACGAACAUCGAAGUCAAUCGCACUGGUGGCUGCCAGGAUGCCAAGUGGUACCGACAGCUCCACGAGGUCAGAAAGAUAUGUGUGAAGGGCAUGGCGGUCAUCAUACAAAGUCAAAACUCCGCAAUGCCGAUACGAGUGACCGUUUGACCAUUAGUAUGACGCCCAAGCUUAAGACCACAUCUGCUAGAAGAUGGAGCUCAGUUGAGAUUGGUGCUCAUCAAAUCAUAUCCGAAUUGACUUCGACACUACCACCAGUGUCUUCAGCGGUAUUGGCGAGUCCAACGUCGGAAGAUGCCACAAUCAUUCAACCAUUCGACCCACGUUUUAGGAGUUCGACAUUCACUCGCGGAGCGGUAGACAAUGACAUUGUUCGUACCGUACGAGAAAGACUGGCUCUUCGAAGAAUUCCAUCUGCGCAACUCAAGACUCCUGCAUCUAUCACCUUGAGGAGAGCGAGUGUGUUGAGUUCUCGGUCUGGCACAAGUCAAACCCCGAGUACCUUUCUGAAAUCAGAGGAACCAUCCGGUGGAAGCACGCCCUUAGCAAGGCUGCAAGGACUCCUGAAACAGAGGCGUCCAUCCGCAUAUCUUAUCACGAGCCAAGACAUCGAAUCUAUCACUGAAUUGAUCGAAGAGAAUCUGAAACGAAAAUACGGAAAGAAAUUGUAUACGAAAAGCACGAACUCAUCAUCCGCGGGCAGCGGAUCUCCUAGUAUCACUAGCAAAGGAGUUGUUAUACCACCAAGCUUCCCAGAUCUGGGAGUCACUGUUGCCGAAGCCCAAACUAGAUCCGGCCCAUUUGACUAUCUUCAGGUAGUUCCCGUGCGUAAGGCUCGUAACAUUCUAACACGAGUGGCCUCUCAACGUAGUGUGCAUGAAGUCAUUUGGCAAGGAGGGUCGCCCAACAGCCCGAGUUCUACAACGGAAGAGGAAGAGUUAAAGCGAUCUCCUUACUGUGAAUGUUCUCAAGGAUUCGGUAUGCCUCGAGACAUGUUUCAACAUCACGAAUGCAAGCCAUCACGGAAUUUCUCCACCACAGGGGAUAGGAGUGAUGCUUUUGAUCCGAAAAACGCGAAUGCUUCAAUCAACGAAUGGUCAUCACGGACGGAGCAGAUUGACAUCCCUCUCGUCGUAACUUCUUCAGAUUCGGAGUCAAACGACAUAUCAGCAUCAAAUACGAACCAUUUCGGUCAUAUUGCACAGAGAGAGAGAGUUCCGGUAGAGGGUCGGGCAAGUUUAACUCCCAAAAGUCGAUCGAAACACAAAAUACGACCGGUCCCAAGACCAGCGGCGUCAGAUAGCAAUUUGCACAAAUCUAGGUCCAGAGGAAUGACACUUGAAGACGUCGUGUCCUUUCCCCCUCUUCCGCCAAGGAAGACUACAGAAGAAUGGUAUUCUCCUCUUCCAGAAAUGAUCACAACGCCACCCCUGACGGCUGCUCGUUCUCUCUACGACCUUGGAUUAGAUGCAUAUUCCGGACCGCGAUCAUCCAAAUCUGUCACUCCUAAAGCAUCACAAGCGUGUCUUCACCGAUCUGCUGAUUUAUCAUCGCCCAGUACACUCUCACCUGCCAGGAGUAUAGAGUUCAGACCUAGUUUUGAUCUACGAAAGAAAAGCUCAGCCAAGGGGAACGCAACAAUUGGACCAGUAUCACAGUUGGACAGCGCAGAGUCUAAUAAAGGAGUUGACAUGCGCAAGAAGAGUAUCGUCAAGGAUCAUCCAACGGCGUUACCUCGUGCAGGUGAUCUCAGUAAAAUGGGUUCUGCGAUUGGUAGCCAUGGUCACGAACGAAGACGAAGUUCAGCCGUACCAGCGCAGAAAGUUCAACGUGUGCGAACUAUUGACAACGUACACAAGGGAGAGCGAGAGGUUCCAAGUAGCAAGUGGCGACGUCCAUCAGUCUGUCCCCCAAGGAAGCCAUCGAGUCCGGGGACUGCUGAUGAAUCCAAGGAUUCACGACCACCGUCGCCAGCAAAUACAGCGCGAAAAUUCGGAGCUGGAUUCUUCGACCGUAUGAGUCUGGUCAGAGACCGAAGCCCGCCACAGCCAAAGAUAGAUCUUGUCGGUAUCUACGGACAGCUGACGGGCACGAAACGAGCACAUACUCUCAGGGACCCUUGUCUGCUUGAAAGUGGACCUUGCGAGCCUCAUGAUUGUGAUGAUUGCGAUCGAGAUCCAAGAAAUCCGAGUGUGGACUGGAUUGGUUGAGUAUGGAAAGAAGCAUGGAGAUAGUUGAUUAGAUCGGGUCGUUGCAGAAUGACGGGGCUUUAGGUAUUGAAUAGCAAG